Molecule: messenger RNA, 480 nt
Organism: Striga hermonthica
Lineage: Eukaryota; Viridiplantae; Streptophyta; Magnoliopsida; Lamiales; Orobanchaceae
Source: the annotation of a GenBank genome assembly
AUGAACAGGCCGGGAGACUGGAACUGCAGGUCGUGCCAGCACCUCAACUUCCAGAGGAGGGACUCGUGCCAGCGGUGCGGCGACCCGAGGCCUGGAGCUGCGGGUGACUACGGCGGGAGGAUGGGUUCGCCGUUCGGGUUGAUAACCGGUCCGGAUGUCAGGCCCGGGGACUGGUACUGUUCGGUCGGCAACUGCGGGGCCCACAACUUCGCCAGCCGAUCCAGCUGCUUCAAAUGUGGGGCCCUCAAGGACGACGCCGCCUCCGGAGGAGGAGGUGGAUUUGACGGCGACUUCUCGCGUGUCCGCGGCGGCUUUGGAUUCGGCGGCGGCUGCGGCGGCGGCGGCGGCAGCCGCUCAGGGUGGAAGUCCGGCGACUGGAUUUGCACUAGAUCGGGAUGCAACGAGCACAACUUCGCGAGCCGGAUGGAGUGCUUCAGGUGCAACGCGCCAAGGGAAUUCAGUGGCAAAUCUUCAUUUUAA